Molecule: messenger RNA, 3679 nt
Organism: Zootermopsis nevadensis
Lineage: Eukaryota; Metazoa; Arthropoda; Insecta; Blattodea; Termopsidae
Product: telomerase reverse transcriptase-like
Biological process (GO): telomere maintenance via telomerase
Cellular component (GO): telomerase catalytic core complex
Molecular function (GO): telomerase activity; telomerase RNA binding; telomeric repeat DNA binding
Source: RefSeq, a predicted model, not a curated record
CGGAGGUGGGAGGUGCUAGUCCUGGUAGUUAAUCAACACCGUACGCUCCGUAUAUUCCCAUGACAGUGUCGGAGUAGGUACCAGAAGUAGUUAUUUGACAACAUUGUUUGAACAUGUAAGAUUUAAGGUUUUCACAGCGAUUUCGACUGUUUGUCUACUUCGCUCCUUCCCGCGCUUCUACAGAUGUGUCAUGUACCACCUACCGCCACAAUUUACGUACAAGUCACAGAUGACCAUGUAAAACUAGGUGCACAAAAACCGACCGUACACCACCAAAGAAGAAAGAAAAGCUAAAGGUAAUGACGGCUAUCAAAUGGCAGUAUUUGAACGAAUGAAGCAAGAAUAUCUGAAUCUGGACACCAGGAGAACUGUCACUUAUACGAAAUGUCUAUCCCAGAAAUGUGAAUUCCUUACAAGACAGAAUAUUCUUGAGUCUUUGAAUGAAUUUUUGGUAAUGGAAAUAAUAGAGUCAGAAGUAUAAGGAGAUUAUAGUUGCUAUAAUAAUGCAGACAUACAUGUAAGAAUAUGUAUUCAAAAUUCUAUUGGAUCUAUCUGUUUAAUCAUUAAUGAGCUGUUUAAAGCAUUAAAUGAGCAAUCAGAAGAGUCUUUUUUCUUGUGCUAAACAAGUCAGUUUGUUAUGAAGAGAUGAAGAGGAAUAUUGAACACAUUAAACAGGUCUAAAUUUUUGUUAUUUUUGGUCUGAAAAACUCUCUUAUGUCAGGAAGUUGCAUCAUAUCCUGCUUGUUCUUAAUGUAGUGAGUAUGUCUUGUUUGAUGCAAGAAACCAAAAUGAAGGCUCAUGAAAAAAGAAGGGAUGAUAAUAUUAUGCGGGCAUUUGCUUCAGAGUCCAAAUCUCAUAAUAGAAGUAUGUCAAUGAAAAAUGUGCAAUUAAAUAUUUUUUCAAAAGAUGGAAUUUAUACUCAGACAGAAGCACAAUUUUCCAGUAUUUCUCACAACUUGGAGCAAAGUGAAGCGACACUGGAAGGUGAUUUGCAAAUAGGAGAGUGUGUACCAUCAGUCCCACUGACACGGAAAUCAAGAGAACAUAGGAAGCAAAAGCAUUCUCAUCAUGGUGAAGGAAAUGCUGAUGAAAACAUGAAACCUAUAAAAAGGACAAGAAGAAGUAAAAAGAAAACAAUGCAGAAUGUAAGCACUCAUAACAGUGUAGGAUACAAGGCAACGAAAGAGGUGUCUAAUUGGAAAAUUAUGUAUAGCCGGUCCACAAAUGAAUAUUGGCCCAGGAAGCAUAUUUUGAGUGAAUCACCUGUAACAUUUGAAGGUGCAUGUAAAGUCCUGGAUCACAUUCUUUUAAAAGACGUUGGUAUGCAUGUCUCUGUGUCACAACAGAUAACAGAUGAUCUUUCAGCUCUGAAGAUAUUGUUAAUGGAUUUCAUGAAAAGACAUAAGAAGCAUUCACCCUAUACAUAUUUGUUAACUCAUCACUUGAAGAGUAAGUGUAAAAAUAAAGGUGUAGAUAUAGAGCAGGACACUAAUUCAUGCCAGCUUGAAAGUAUAGGUAUGAAUAUUAAACCUGGGUAUAAGAGACAGCUCAUUGGCCACAGAAAACACAUAUUGGAACAGAUCAAAAAUAUGAUUGAGCAGUUUAGUAAUUUGUUUUUAACACCACGAAGUGAGGGAGUUGUACAGUUUUCUAUGUCUGAAUUGGCAGCAUGUUUAAAGUCAUUGGAGGUGGCAGAAAACCCAGCAGUAUUACAAUGGAAGCCAGUCCAAAAUUGUCAGCAAACCAAAACAAGACCACAGCAAAUCGAACAGAGUGUGGUAUUAGCUUUUGUCAAAGAAUUACUGAGAAAGGUGGUGCCCAUUGAACUCUUUGGAAGUAAGUGGAAUGCAAGAAUGUUCGAGAGGCAGUGUGUUAGGUUGACUCGCAGCGGGAAAUUCCAGAACUUCAGCCUAGGCAGUCUGAUGUCUGGCCUGAAAACUUCAAAUGUGUCGUGGCUUAGGUCUGUGGCUGAACCUGCAGUGAAACAGAACAUCUUUGCUAAGGUGAUCCUUUGGCUGUUUGAGGAGUUCGUUAUGGUGAUUUUAGGAACUCAGUUCUAUGUAACUGAAGGGUUACGGCAACGCAACAAAUUAGUGUUUUAUAGGCUACGAGAAUUCCAGGCAAUUUCAGAUAAAACACUGUUGCACAUGGUGAAAAGCAGGAAACUCGAAGUAGUCAGCAAUGAAAAGGUUGCAGAACUUACAGCAGAGGAAUCCUCUCCAGGGGCAUCUGCAUUACGGUUCAUACCAAAGACGAAUGGUGUCAGGCCAGUCGUAAUGACCAGGGAUAGACAUCAUAUUACACCAAGUGUUAAAAAUGCGAAGCUAUACCUGACCCAGGUUGCAGCAUCGAAUCCAGUCAGUAUUAAGCCAGCAGAUGUAAACAGCUUGCAUGAAAAGUGGUGUACCUUGUUUGAUUACUGGAAAAAACAUAAUCAUCAAGUUUAUUUUGUUCAUACUGACAUCUUAGAUGCUUACGGUUCGAUAUGUCAUCAGAAACUGUGUCAUAUAUUGGAAAAUACUAUUUCAGCAGGUCAGACGUAUGUCUUGAAGCAGUAUAGUUUUUUGACUACAAAGAAAGGAAAAUUACAGUGGAUCUACAAGAAUGCAUUUGAUCACAUGCCAUCAACAUUUGUUGUGCCACGAAACAGCAAGCGGAUUGAUGCAGAGGGUGUCACAGUGGACCGUAUAAGUGGCCAGAGUCUUUUGUCAUCAAUACAUGAGAAUCUGAAGGAUCAUUUAAUUUGCAAAGGAAAUAAAAAAUUCAUCAUGAUAUGUGGACAACCGCAAGGAGGCUACCUAUCAUCAGUACUGUGUGAUUUGUAUUACUCUGAUUUGGAGAGAACACAGCUAAGAGAAUUUCAAAAUGAUGAGGAUAUGCUAAUUAGAGCUGUAGAUGAUUACCUUUACAUUACCACUGACCUGGACAGAGCUGUCAGAUUUCUGAAAAAGAUGGAAAGAGGCUUCCCUGAAUAUGGCAGUUAUGUGAACAACAAGACACAAACAAAUGUCCCUCCUGAAUAUGCCUCAGGUUGCUUCAAGCUUAGGUAUUGUGGGUAUGUAGUGGAUACAAAGCUGUUGCAUGUCACAGGAGAUUAUGCUCGCUACAUGUAUCAAGAUAUUGCUCACUCAAUGCGUCUGUCUGAAGUGAAACGUCCUGGAAAAUUUCUCGAGAAGAAGAUGGCAAUGUUGUCUACAUUGAAACUGAAUGUACUUACUCUUAAUGAAUUGUACAAUUCAAGGGAAAUAGUUCUCACAAACAUAUUUCAUGCUGCUCUUCUGCAGGCCUUCAGAUUUCACAGCAUUGUUAAAAAUUGCUUUGAUCUAAAGAAUCUGAAUCAGAAGUUUCUAGCCCAGACAGUGUGUACAUCUGCUCGGAAAAUUGGAUACCAUGUCCUGAGAAUUAGGAGUAAACAUUGCAAAGGUUCAACACUAGACUUCAACACUGUUUGCUGGAUUGUGUAUAGAGCUUUCUUCUUGAGAAUGUUACCGGUUCAAAACUUUUAUUCCCUUGUAUUGAAAGACAUUGAAUGGAAGCUAAAGAAUCUUUCUCAGAAGAUACAAUGUGAAGUAUAUAAGGAGUUAAGAAUAUUAACAGUAUGCAUGCCAGAUGUAUUUCAAACACUUUCAUAACUUGUAAUAUAAUUUGUUUUGUUUCAAAUUAAAAUAUAAUUGGAGUA